AUGCAGCAGGACGAGAGCCAGUCGGAGGCGCCACCGCGUCAGCAUGCACAGGUAGCUGCAGCGGCAGCAGGUGUUGCGGCGGCGCCUGCAGCUGCAGCGGCAGCAGGCGCUGCAGCAGUCGACAUCCUGUUGAGCGGCAACGACCCCGACGAGGUCAUGGAGGAAACUCGCAAGAGGGCGGCCCAACACAUGCAGGGCGCCAUCCGUGGCCUCCAGCAGGCUGGCCGCAGCGACGACCAGACCACCGAGAAGUUCAAGCUGGCCAACGGGGCGGGUUCACCGCAGAAGGAGGCGGGGGACAGCGCAGCAGUGGCAGCAGUGGGGCAUCAUAUGUUUCAGCCAGAUCUGCAUGAUGACAUUCAACGGAAGAUGCUGGGUAUAAGUCAAGCAGCUCUUGGAGUCGCAACUGUGCGAGGGGGCGAGCAGCACCUGUGCCCAUAA
Molecule: messenger RNA, 441 nt
Organism: Prorocentrum cordatum
Lineage: Eukaryota; Dinophyceae; Prorocentrales; Prorocentraceae
Source: the annotation of a GenBank genome assembly